AAAACAGAAGUGACGUGAGGGAGGCGGUGCGGCGCGCGGUUUCAAGAUGGCGGUGGCUUAGGGCCCGAGCGAGAGGUGAAGGUGAAGGCCUCCCGCCCCCGGCCCUAGAAGAGCGAGGAGGGCGCGCGAGCCGCUGCGCCACGCGGCCCUGCGGCCCUCGCUGGCUCCAGCGAGCAGCCGAAAGGAAGGGGAAUUCUGCAGUGCUUUCAGUUAUACUGGCAUUCUGGUAACAUGACUACGAAUGGCACUUCAGUGGUGUAAAAGAUGUUAUCAAGGAAAUGUAUGAUCUGAAAAGAAGGUGGAUCAGUUGUUUAACAAGAGUGAGGGCUAACAAAUAGGUGGAUGUUACAGUCAGAUGAAAAAGUUUGAGAAUCACCUAGACUUAUGCUGAUAGUAAUUUUGGUGUAUUGCUUUGAAUGAAAAAGUUUUUUCCCCCCUUAACUGACUAAAACAUAACCUGUGAAAAUGGGGCGGAGAUCUACAUCAUCCACCAAGAGUGGGAAGUUCAUGAACCCCACUGACCAGGCUCGAAAAGAAGCCCGGAAGAGGGAAUUAAAAAAGAAUAAGAAACAACGAAUGAUGGUACGAGCUGCAGUACUAAAGAUGAAGGAUCCCAAGCAGAUUAUCCGGGACAUGGAGAAAUUGGAUGAGAUGGAGUUCAAUCCAGUACAGCAGCCACAGCUAAAUGAAAAGGUGCUAAAAGAUAAGCGAAAAAAACUUCGUGAAACUUUUGAGCGCAUUCUCCGACUCUAUGAAAAGGAAAAUCCAGAUAUCUACAAAGAACUUCGAAAGUUAGAGGUGGAAUAUGAGCAGAAGAGAGCCCAGCUCAGCCAAUACUUUGAUGCUGUAAAGAAUGCUCAACAUGUUGAAGUGGAAAGCAUUCCAUUGCCAGAUAUGCCUCAUGCUCCUUCUAACAUCUUGAUCCAAGACAUCCCAUUGCCUGGUGCACAGCCACCCUCUAUUCUCAAAAAAACCUCUGCCUAUGGACCUCCCACUAGAGCAAUUUCUAUACUUCCUCUUCUUGGACACGGUGUUCCUCGUUUGCCUCCUGGAAGAAAGCCUCCUGGCCCACCCCCGGGGCCACCUCCUCCCCAAGUUCUGCAGAUGUACGGCCGUAAAGUGGGCUUUGCACUAGAACUUGCCCCUCGUCGGCGAGAGGAGGAUAUUUUAUAUAGUCCAGAACUUGCUCAUCGAGGUCAUGAUGAUGAUGCUUCCAGCACCAGUGAAGAUGAAGGUUAUCCUGAAGACAUGGAUCAAGAUAAACAUGAUGACAGCAGUGAUGACAGUGAUACAGACAGGUCAGAUGCUGACAGUGAAGGAGAGGAGUUCAUGCAUCGUGAUGAUGAAGAGAGAGAGAACAAUGAGGACAAAAAGUCAGGUCUCAGUGUACGAUUUGCUGAUGUUCCUGGAAAAGCACGGAAGAAAAAGAAAAACAUGAAGGAAUUAACACCUCUUCAAGCUAUGAUGCUUAGAAUGGCAGGUCAGGAAAUUCCUGAAGAGGGGCGAGAGGUGGAGGAAUUUUCAGAGGAUGAUGAUGAGGAGGAUUCUGAUGACUCUGAGUCAGAGGAUACAACACAGCAGCAGCACAAAGAAGAGUCUCUUCCGGAUGGGGCAUCAUCAUCUCCUGCUUCCCAACAACAGCAACCACCUCCACAGUCUGUUCCUCCUGCUCAAAUACAGGCACCUCCCAUGCCAGGACCACCCCCUCUUGGACCACCGCCUGCUCCACCAUUACGACCACCUGGGCCACCCACUGGCCUUCCUCCUGGUCCACCUCCAGGAGCUCCUCCAUUCUUAAGACCACCUGGAAUGCCAGGGCUUCGGGGGCCUUUACCCCGGCUUUUACCUCCUGGUCCUCCACCAGGCAGGCCUCCUGGUCCACCACCAGGCCCACCUCCUGGUCUUCCUCCUGGUCCUCCUCCACGAGGACCACCACCGAGGCUACCUCCCCCAGCACCUCCAGGCAUCCCUCCACCUCGUCCUGGUAUGAUGCGCCCGCCUUUGGUGCCUCCACUUGGACCUGCUCCACCUGGGCUUUUUCCACCAGCUCCUUUGCCGAAUCCAGGGGUUUUAAGUGCCCCACCUAAUUUGAUCCAGAGACCCAAAGUGGAUGACACCAGUGCAGCCACUAUCGAGAAGAAAGCCACAGCAACCAUCAGUGCCAAGCCACAAAUCACCAAUCCCAAGGCAGAAAUUACCAGAUUUGUGCCCACUGCACUGAGGGUUCGACGAGAAAACAAAGGAGCUGCUGCGGCUCCCCAAAGAAAGUCAGAAGAAGAUUCUUCUUUACCCCUUGCCAAAGCAGUCCCUAAAUCUGGCCCUUCUGCUCCUGUUUCAGUACAAACCAAGGAUGAUGUGUAUGAAGCCUUCAUGAAAGAGAUGGAGGGGCUACUGUGACAGAUUUUGAUGCCAGGGGAGGUUUUAAUCUCACAAAUUCAUAUUAGAAAACAUGGUUCAUAGAGGAAUUCCAAGUUCUUAUACAUUGGACCUGAGUGCAGAGUUUUACUCUGUCAGAGCAUUUCCUGACUUCAGUGCUAAGACAAUCCUUGGAUUGUCUUAAUGUUAUUUAGCUUUGGUCAGAAUUCGCUGCACAGAAGAAAAAGAUGUUUCAUUCAGAGUAGACUGGUAAGCUUCUGUAGCAGUGUCCCUUCACAUCUCUACUAUAUCUAUCACCACCACUGUUUCCUUUUUUCUUUGGAGGCAUGAGAUAGACAGGAUUUUAGUGUCUAUACUUUCAUUUUUGAAAUCUUUUUCUUAAGUGGGUUUGGUGAGCCACCGGAAUAGAUAUUUGUCAGAAACCAAUGCAUUUCAUGCAGUGUUUUUUGUGUUUUUACUUCUGGUUUUGUUUGUUUUUUAACUUUCCUUGUAAAUAAUUUGUAACAUUUUACUUGUAGUAAAAUGGAUCACAGCUUCAUUUCCCUACUAUGAAGCAGGAUGUCUGGGGAGGACUAUACAUAUGUAUUAAUUGAGAUGACUUCUCAAUGACAAAAAAAAAAUUUGUCUUAUGAAAGAAAUAAAUGUUCUAUG
Molecule: messenger RNA, 3027 nt
Organism: Trichosurus vulpecula (common brushtail)
Lineage: Eukaryota; Metazoa; Chordata; Mammalia; Diprotodontia; Phalangeridae
Gene: WBP11
Product: WW domain binding protein 11
Exons: 14
Coding region: 466-2397 (643 amino acids)
Biological process (GO): mRNA cis splicing, via spliceosome
Cellular component (GO): spliceosomal complex
Source: RefSeq, a predicted model, not a curated record